CGGAACGCAUCUCACCCCUAUAUUAUUUGCUACAUAUUUUGCUCGUUUUCUUUCUGUUUUUUACUCUAUAAAUAAACAUUAAACACUUCGAAUAGUCCUAUAAAUAACUCGAGUAAUUGUGCGUUCAGCCUAGUAUCAGUAUAUAACUCAACUUCGUGUAGUAACCGGCGAAAUGCGAUAUUUUUUAUUAACGAUAGUCUUCAGUUCUGUGCUUGCGUUUGAAAAAGAUGUUACAUUCACAGUUCAGCCUGGCCACACGGACUGUUUCUUUCAGAAAGUUAUGCCCAAUGAAGUUAUCGACAUCGAAUAUCAGGUGAUAGAUGCGACACAUGGCGAGCUGGACAUCUCGUUCCAACUGGCCGACGCGGUCGGUCGGGUGCUGGUGGCGGACUAUAAGAAACCCGAGAAUAGUCACCGACACACCGCCACUAUGGAGGGAGACUAUAGAUUCUGCUUCGAUAACAGUUUCAGCACGUUUAGUACAAAGACUGUGUUUUUCGAUCUGAUGACGACGAGCGACGAUGCGCCCGAGCCUGACUAUGACGAGGAUAAGGAGAUGGAACUCGGAAACUCUCUGGAGUCGUACAUAAUGAAAGUUCGCGACAUCUCUGAGUCCAUAACGCGCGUCAAAGACAACGUGGGCGCGGCGCGGAGGUUACAGGAAGCACAUUCGGCGCGGGAAGCGAGGGAUAGAAAUCUAGCUGAAGAAAUGAACGCCAGAGUAAUGGCGUGGUCAAUGUGGCAAAUCGUGCUCAUGAUCGGAGUGGGCAUCACGCAAGUAAUUUUCGUGCGGAGUUUAUUCGAAGACAAACAAAGUAGCUUCAGGAAGUUCAUCCCCAGCUUCAGCUCGCAAUGACACUAGUCACAACUCGCCCCAGUGCGUCACAACUAGCCCCGGUGCGUCACAACUCGCCCCGGUGCGUCACAACUCGCCCCAGUGCGUCACAACUCGCCCCGUACGUAAUAACUCGCCCCGGUGCGUCACAACAUACUCCGUGCACUGCGUCACAACACAUGGCAUAAUAACAACAUUAGUGAAAAUUCAUCCGAAAAAUACAUUUUUUUUUUCAAGUGAAUUAAUUUAGUUUAAAACCUUGUUUUGUUCUAUUAUACUAUGCAUACUCGUCGUAAUAUGUAUACUCCAGUGAAAAUCAUUAUGAUUUUUUGGUUGCCAUAGCAAACAUUGUGAUAAACAACAAAUUUUAAAGAAUGCGCACAAAAAUGGUUUACAAUUAACAAAUUUAGCACGGGUCUGUUGUUUCCCAUAAAGUUUUAAGUCAUAAUGUAUUGUUUGUCCGAAUUUUUGUUAGUCAUAAUUAGGUUUUUCUCAGUAACGCGUAACUUCAGGAUUGCCAUAAAACAAACCUAACCUGUCUACAGGAUAACCUUACGAGAAUCCUGAAAUGUUAACGGUUUCAGAAUUAUGACUGAUGAAAAUCUGACAAUCAGUACAUUAAGACUUUCAAUAAUUGGGGCAUUUUCUAUGAAAAGGGACCUUAUUGUCGAUGGCG
Molecule: messenger RNA, 1511 nt
Organism: Cydia strobilella
Lineage: Eukaryota; Metazoa; Arthropoda; Insecta; Lepidoptera; Tortricidae
Product: transmembrane emp24 domain-containing protein 5-like
Exons: 6
Coding region: 173-856 (227 amino acids)
Biological process (GO): Golgi organization; endoplasmic reticulum to Golgi vesicle-mediated transport; intracellular protein transport
Cellular component (GO): endoplasmic reticulum-Golgi intermediate compartment; COPII-coated ER to Golgi transport vesicle; Golgi apparatus
Source: RefSeq, a predicted model, not a curated record